Cercospora beticola is the source of this 462-nucleotide messenger RNA. RefSeq names its product Sft1p (gene SFT1). Gene Ontology annotation, biological process: intra-Golgi vesicle-mediated transport. Lineage: Eukaryota; Fungi; Ascomycota; Dothideomycetes; Mycosphaerellales; Mycosphaerellaceae. The record is from RefSeq and is a predicted model, not a curated record.
GCGAACCACACACGAUACCAACGCGAACACCCGCCGACGACCGCGUCUCCGUCUCCGCACGCUCCUCCGCAACACCUCCGCCAGCGACGCCAACUCAACCACCACCGCUCGGCAUCCGCCAUGUCCGAAGCCUACGAGCGCGAAAGGCAGAACAAUGACUCCCUAAACUCCCUCUCCGCCAAAGUCUCCGCCUUGCGCUCCGUCACCAUCGACAUCUACGACAAUGCCCGCGACCAGCAUGUCAUCGACAGCACGUCCGAAACCUUUUCCACCAUGGCAGGGUCCCUCAAAGGGUCUAGUAAACGCCUCAUCACAAUGGCGCAGUCGGGGAAUAAGGUUGCAGUGCUGAAGCUGGCUGGCAUACUCAUAGCCGCGGUGGUGCUACUGUAUUGGAUAUACCAUCUCAUCUUUUGAGAGAGCAGUGCAGUGUUGUCACUUCAGGAAGUUUGCGACUUUAGCGAA